Owenia fusiformis is the source of this 3220-nucleotide messenger RNA. Lineage: Eukaryota; Metazoa; Annelida; Polychaeta; Sabellida; Oweniidae. The record is from the annotation of a GenBank genome assembly.
UGUAACGGCCCUUGGGCACGUCCGUCGAGGAGCUGUAGUGUACCGAGCCAGAUACUAGACUCGAAGGAGAGCGUGCAGUACCUUCCGCUCUCGAGUCAGACGCUCUACCCCCGAGCCAUAAAAGCUAGCCACUAUCUGUGACUGUAUUAGCGACUUGCUAUUGAAGGUCAUUAAAGUUUAAAAACCAAGUAGAUUUGGGGAGGGGAGGGCCGUUCCUAGAUAUGAUGGACCAUACGCGAGGAGACAAUUUAAACUGAUUCUUGCAAAUAUUAAGAAAACCUUAAAAACAGUGACAAAGUUGAUAAACUUUCCAUAUCUCAGAAAAUCCUAAAAUGCGCGGCCCUUUGGUAGUAUGAUCGAUCCGACUUUGAUAUAUCUUUUAUUGAAAAGCAUUUCAAUCGUACAAUUCAUUCCUUUAAUGGUUUACGAUUGUUGUAACAGUGUAAGCGGGAGGAGGCGGGAUAAGACCCCUUUGUCCAUCGUAAUAUGAAAAAUGGGUUACCUGUUUUGGAGUAAACAUUUGAUUUAGUUAACGGUGGUUAAACAUUUCAAACGUCGUUUUGAAUCUCAUUUAAUGCUAUCCAAAUGAAAGAGAUUUCACCUUAUGUCUACAUGGCCAUGUUCGGCAGGUAAAGGUCACCACCCAUAAGUGAAUAUAUAUUUCGUGGGAAGAACAAGACAAUUAUUGUUUGAACUAUUGUUACUUGUAAAUGUGCAUGUAUAAGAUUAACUUUUAAAUAAUUUGAAACCGUCCUUAUCUUAAAAGGCAAACAACGGUUAUUAACCAGUUCUUGAAAACAAUUGUCCUUGUUCUAUUUUAUUUAUAAUAGUAUUAUGUUGUCUUCAAAUGAAAUGGGUCCAAAUAAAAACUGGGACUAUGAUUAUUUUAGAAUUGGAAAGUUCUUUCCUGCUCCAAAACUAAAUCUUGUAUAGGCCAAGUAAGUCCCAUUGUAACGGAAGCACCAGAAUAAUUAAUUUAAUUCAAGUCUCGUCACUGAAUGGGUUGGUGUGUCUUUGUUUCAGACAAGAUUCAACCAUGCCUGAAAAGAACGGAAAGGCCAAGGACGAAUUUUAUGAAGGUGGGAAAUAUGAACCAACAGAAAACAAGCCUAUGCUUGACGAUGAGGACGAUGUUAGUAUUAAUCGGGCCGACUAUACAUGUGGGCUUGGACCUUUAAAACCAAAAGGACUCCAGAGAUUCGCUAAUAUAAAAUUAUACCUUGUUUUCUUUAAUGUUAUGGCAGUUCUUGUUGGCGUCGAGAUUAUGUUCAGAUUUGCUGAUCUCACAACAUUAGAAAAACGUUUUGGGUUCAAGACUACUCAAUCAGGAAUCAUCAUUAGUAGUUUUGAAAUGGGCCAUGUAUUCCUUGUGAUCAUGUUCAGCUACUUUGGGGGUUCAAGUCAUAAGCCAAAAAUGCUCUUCAUGGGUGGAGUCAUCCUGGCCGUCUCUGCCUUUGUGUGGGCAUUGCCUCAUUUCUUGUUUGGCUCAGGGCGCGAUGAAAAUAUUCUAGGAGAGAUGGCAGAAUCCAAUAACACUAACAUUGACUCAGGUCUCUGUGAAGAUGGUGCAGAAUGGAGAUUGGAGGCAUGUGCAAAUAUUGCUGAGGCUGAUAAGGGCCCUGAUAUGGGUGGACAGAAUAACGCAGCCUAUGGUAUUUUGCUAGCGUCUGAGCUACUACUGGGUGUCAGUCUGGCACCUUAUUUGUCACUUGGCAUCGCUUAUAUAGAUGAAAAUUGUGAUCCCAUCUCAUCUGCAUUUUAUGUAGGCAUUGCAUACAGUAUCGGAAAUUUUGGAACAGUCAUCGGGUUUCUUCUAGCAGGAGUCUUCCUGACGAUGGACAUUAACUUGACAGCAACCGAUCUCACCCCGGUUGAUCCUGGCUGGCUUGGGGCCUGGUGGUUAGGAUCACUGUUGUUGGCUGUCAUAGCGUUCGUUGCCAAUGUACCAAUGUUCAUGUUCCCAAAGAAACUACCACGUUCCGAGGAGGAGAUGAAAGAGAUCGCCAAACAAGAAGCGGCUACUGCAAACAUUUACACUAUAAGAAAUUUCCCGAGAUUGAUGGCAAGGUUGUUCAGGAAUGGAAUAUUUGUUGGAGCGUCUCUCGGAAUGGCGGGAGUGUGUUACAUCAUAUCCGGCUGCUACACUUUCCUGCCUAAAUAUAUAGAGACACAAUUCGGGCAAACUGCCUCACUUGCCAACAUUCUUACUGCUGUCAUUUCCGCAUUUGCUAUGUCGUCUGGCUGUUUCUUCGGUGGAUGGGUUGCUGGUAGAUUCAAACUAACACCUUAUGGCUCUAUCAAACUUCUUUUUGUAACUGACAUCAUUAGCAUAGCUGGCCUGAUAAGCCUUAUAUUCGUUGGAUGUCCUCAAGUUGAGAUAGGGGGUACCUUGGGACCUGAAGGACUUAUAGAUGUCACCCAGGAUUGUAAUUCCAACUGUUCCUGUGGUAUGGGCUACAACCCGGUGUGUGGUGAGAAUGGCAUGAACUACCUCACACCUUGUCAUGCUGGCUGUGACUUUGGAGAGCUCUUGGAGGAUGGACUCUCGAUGGUAUACUCAAAUUGUUCGUGUAUAAAUGGUCUGACAGCAACAUCCGGGUGGUGUGAAACAGGAUGUAACACAAUGCUCAUCGUGUAUUCUAUUAUACUCUUCGUCUGCUCAUUCGCUACAUUCACAGCCGUAUCACCGGCCUUAUCCAUCAUGUUAAGAUGUGUCGAUGAUGAAUUAAAGUCGCUGGCGCUUGGGGUAAAUGCAGCGUUGAUGAGUUUACUUUCUAUGUUGCCAGCACCGAUGAUUUAUGGGGUGUUGAUUGAUACAAACUGCUUCCUUUGGGAGGAGAGUUGUGACGGGGAAGGUUUUUGCAUUCUGUACAACAUGUCCGCCUUCAGGCAGCUUCUACAUGGUGCUACAGCAGCUGUGCAGUCUUCAUCUUUGCUAUUCUAUGGUUUAGCCUGGUACAAGAUGCGAGGGAUGACGUGGGAGGAAGAUGAAGAUCCAUAUGAACCUGUAAGCAAUGGAGAUGCAGUUGGGGACACCAUCAAGAAAGAAUGGAUCGACCUACGCACACAACAAAAGGUCGUAGGAGACAAACUUGCUGAUAAUAAACGUGAAGAAGUUGAACGGUUGAAUGGAUUUGAGAAGGCAGGUCAUCCGUCCCCAGUUUGGUUACAUCAAGUAAAAUCUAUCGAUGCAUCUCAUCGCCACUCAAGUGAAGCGUAG